Messenger RNA from Musca domestica (house fly), 2399 nucleotides. RefSeq names its product coiled-coil domain-containing protein 6. The record is from RefSeq and is a predicted model, not a curated record. Bases 342 to 1838 code for a protein of 498 amino acids. Lineage: Eukaryota; Metazoa; Arthropoda; Insecta; Diptera; Muscidae. The transcript has 7 exons.
AAAAACACAUUGCUGUGGUCUGGCAACUUCACGGGGUUCGUCAUUAAUUUUUCUUUGCAAUCUUUGGAAAAUUAUUUUAAUUUAAAUCAUGCAAAAUAAUAUAUAAAAAUCAAGUGAAUAUAGUAUUCUUAAGUUCACAUGGAAAUUCCAAAGUUGAUGCUAUAGAAAGUUGCUGGCCGAAACAAAGGAAGUUGAGAGCAGAGAAACGCAGCAAAUUUUGAAACAAAGUUAAUUCGGAGGAGUCCAUCGAACGAACUGCAAAGCAGCUAAACAAAAAAAAUCGCAUAGAAGAAAUAGGUGCAAGCGAAACACACACGAAUACUGAAAAAGGAAAAAGCAAUAUGGAAAGUCCAUGUGAAUCCGAGAGCUCAUUGGAUGGCGGUACCAUGUUGCCUCCCAGCCCCGUUUCUAGGGAGCAAUUACAAAAAAGGAUUGAAUCUCUUACUCAACAGAAUAAGGUCUUAAAAGCCGAACUAGAUACCAUGAAAAUAAAAUACAAGGUUGUACAGGAAGAAAAUCGUACUCUGAAACAAGCAUCCGUGAUAAUUCAAGCUAAGGCAGAACAGGAGGAAGAAUACAUUUCGAAUACAUUGUUAAAAAAGAUCCAAGCUUUGAAAAAGGAAAAGGAGACACUGGCCCAUCACUAUGAAAGAGAAGAAGAAUGUCUGACCAAUGAUCUAUCACGGAAAUUAGAUCAGUUGCGUCAAGAGAAAUGCAAACUGGAACAAACGUUGGAACAGGAACAAGAAUGUCUGGUGAAUAAGCUAAUGCGGAAAAUUGAAAAGCUACAAGCUGAGACGGACAAUAAGCAAACAAAUCUGGAACAGUUGCGCCGCGAAAUGGUCGAGCUGGAAAACACCUUGGAACAGGAGCAAGAAGCCUUAGUUAAUAAGCUGUGGAAACGCAUGGAUAAAUUGGAGACCGAAAAACGUUUGCUGCAAAUUAAACUGGAUCAACCUGUGUCGGAUCCAACAACACCACGUGAUAUCACCAAUGCCAAUGGCGAUACCGCCUCUAAUCUUAGCUCUCACAUACAAACUUUAAGAUCUGAGGUCAUACGUUUGCGUGCCAAUUUGGCCGCCGCCGAGGAGGAGACUGCAAAGAAACUACAACAAUUUGCCCAGGAGGAGAAAUCGAUACGUGAAGAAAAUGCCCGAUUGCAGCGUAAAUUGAAACAGGAAGUGGAAAGGCGUGAGGCACUAUGUCGCCAUCUAUCCGAAUCGGAAUCUUCAUUGGAAAUGGAUGAGGAACGUUUCUAUAAUGAGAAUAUUUUGGCCACUGGGGCACCGCUAACAAGUGCCGCCUUGAAUGCUCAUCGUCAGCGAACCAUUAGCAGCCCUGUGUCGCAUAGUCCAUCGAGUAGUCGUCCCUUGAGUCCAGGCAAUUCACAACACAAUCGUUGUUAUGCAUGUGGACAAGUUGUGAAUCGUCGUGCUAGUGAACGUUUUAUUAAACCAGCACUGCCAACUCCUAUGCUAGGUCUCAAUACAUCAGCACCAAAUGUUUUGUCGGGAUCCACAGGUGGUGUUGGUGGUGGACCAUCUGUGGUUGGUGGCCUAUUUUCCUCAUGUUCCUCAAAUGCUAAUGCCGGGCCCCCACCAUCAGGGUUCCUCAACAGCAAUGAUCGCUUGUCAUUUACAUCGGCAUCCCUGUUAGGCAACACUACCAAUAACCCAUCAGGCGGUUCUUCCAACAGCACUCAAGCAUUCAACAACAUAAAUACGUCCAAUACAAGCGUGAAUAGUACAAGCAAUUCCGCUUUUACGCCCACAAAUCCAAGUGGUGGCACCUUUGCUCAACCAGCCAGUCCCAUGGACACUUCAUCAUGCAAAGACUAAAUUUUGAGACACAGACACACAAGAACAGCAGAAGUGAAACUUAAGUAGUUAAACGAAAUAAAAAAUGUUGUAUGGAUUUUUUUUUUAAAUUCAACUAAACUAAGUAAUUAACUUUUACAAAAAAAAAAAAACAAAAAGGAACCCCCCUCCCGCAAGUUCUUGGGUGGCAAACCUAAUAAUGAAUCUUCUUUGUGCAUGCGUUGUAUUUCCCCCUGGGUAUCAUUAAAAAAACAACAACAACAAAUUUAACAAAUGGAAGCGCAACUGUGCGGCACCUAUAACCAAAAACACAGAGACGACACCCAUUAAAAAAAAUAUUGAAUUUAUUCGAUGCCGUUCAUACUAAAUAAGCAAACAAAAAUAAGAAAACUUCUCAAAAACUAUUAAUUAUUAAUUAAAAUUGAAAGAAUGAAUGAAAAGAAGACCCACAGUCUUCGAAACGAAUACAAAAUGCAAGUGUAACAUGUGAAUGGUUCGCUUUGAGCUUUUUUUCCAAAAUAACAAAACCACAAUAUAAUUAACUUUAAUAUUAUUAUCAUCCCAAAAAAAAAAAAAGAAAAA